AUGGGGUCUCUUCUUCCUUGGCUGUCCAUUAUUCUAUGGCUGGAAAAUACCCAAGCACAACUUGAAGAUGAAGGCAACUUUUACUCAGAAAAUGUCAGUCGGAUCCUUGACAACUUAUUGGAAGGCUAUGAUAACCGUCUACGGCCCGGAUUUGGAGGUGCUGUCACAGAAGUCAAAACUGACAUCUAUGUGACCAGCUUUGGGCCUGUGUCAGAUGUGGAGAUGGAGUAUACAAUGGAUGUUUUCUUCCGUCAGACAUGGACUGAUGAAAGGUUGAAGUUUGGUGGGCCUGCAGAAAUCCUUAGUUUAAAUAACUUGAUGGUCAGUAAAAUCUGGACACCUGACACCUUUUUCAGGAAUGGCAAAAAAUCAAUUGCUCACAACAUGACCACGCCUAAUAAACUCUUCAGAAUCAUGCAGAAUGGCACAAUUCUGUACACGAUGAGGCUUACCAUCAAUGCUGACUGCCCCAUGAGGCUGGUCAACUUUCCUAUGGACGGGCAUGCUUGUCCACUCAAGUUUGGGAGUUAUGCUUACCCCAAAAGUGAGAUCAUAUAUACAUGGAAAAAAGGGCCACUUUAUUCAGUAGAAGUGCCAGAGGAAUCAUCCAGCCUUCUCCAGUAUGAUCUCCUUGGGCAAACGGUAUCCAGUGAGACAAUUAAGUCUAACACAGGUGAAUAUGUAAUCAUGACAGUUUAUUUCCACUUGCAAAGAAAGAUGGGCUACUUCAUGAUACAGAUAUACACUCCUUGCAUUAUGACAGUCAUCCUGUCUCAGGUCUCUUUCUGGAUUAAUAAGGAGUCUGUUCCAGCAAGAACUGUCUUUGGAAUCACCACCGUUUUAACCAUGACCACCUUAAGCAUCAGUGCCCGGCACUCCUUGCCCAAAGUCUCCUAUGCCACCGCCAUGGACUGGUUCAUAGCCGUCUGUUUUGCUUUUGUCUUUUCUGCUCUCAUUGAGUUUGCAGCUGUCAACUACUUCACCAACCUUCAGUCCCAGAAGGCCAACAGGAAAGCAAAGACUGCUGCCUCACCCAUAGUGACAGUGCCGAAAGCCGCUGAACCCUUGGAAGCUGAGAUCGUUGUGCAUUCUGAUUCCAAGUAUCACGUGAAGAAAAGGAUUACUUCCUUGGCUUUGCCGAUAGUUCCAUCUUCUGAGGCCAGCAAAGUCCUCACUGGAGCACCUAUCCUAAAAUCAACACCUGUCACACCCCCACCACUUUCUCCAGUCUUCGGGGGUACCAGCAAAAUUGAUCAGUAUUCUCGAAUUCUCUUCCCAGUUGCAUUUGCAGGAUUCAACCUUGUAUACUGGAUAGUUUAUCUCUCCAAAGACACAAUGGAAGUGAGUGGCAGUGUUGAUUAG
Messenger RNA from Jaculus jaculus (lesser Egyptian jerboa), 1362 nucleotides. RefSeq names its product gamma-aminobutyric acid type A receptor subunit alpha6 (gene Gabra6). Gene Ontology annotation, molecular function: GABA-gated chloride ion channel activity; benzodiazepine receptor activity; GABA-A receptor activity. The record is from RefSeq and is a predicted model, not a curated record. The coding region runs from base 1 to 1362 and encodes 453 amino acids. Lineage: Eukaryota; Metazoa; Chordata; Mammalia; Rodentia; Dipodidae. The transcript is spliced from 9 exons. Gene Ontology annotation, cellular component: dendrite membrane; GABA-A receptor complex; synapse. Gene Ontology annotation, biological process: chloride transport; regulation of postsynaptic membrane potential; nervous system process.